UGAAGAUUGAGGUUGAUAUUGAAUUGGGAUUUAACUAACUAUUAUAAAAGAAAGAAAACCAAUCUCAAAUUUAGUAAAACUUUGUUUUGAUCGGUCAAUUUUCAAUCUAAUCUCAAUCUCAAUCUUUAGUCUGACACGGGCGUUAUUCUGCAUAGAGGAUUGGAGAUCGGAGGAUUGGGAGUAAUUAGGAGAGAUCAGCAUCAAUACAAUUCUUGGGACUAGCAUACAUGUCAGAGCAUUACUAAAACAUAAUACGGACUCGAGCUCAAAAGUUUGAUGUCAGAAAUCCCUUCUCGAAACAGAAGAAAAAAAGAAACGGAGAGGAGUAGGUGACUGUGACAACUGACUGGGUGUUGCAUUUAAUUUCUGCAAGAUAUUCAAGAUGUCUAAACGCCUGCCUAACAUUCUGAUAACAGGCACACCUGGCGUGGGCAAGAGCUUUAUGUCGUACUGUCUCACGGAGCGCACCGAACUAAACUGGCUCGAUGUCAGUAAAUUAGCCAUCGAGCUUGGAUGUGCGGAGGAAUACGACGAAGAAUACAAAUGCAAAGUGUUGGAUGAAGAUCAGCUGAUGGACCAUAUGGAAGAGUAUAUGAGCAAAGGGGGACAAAUCGUGGACUAUCACAGUAACGAGUUCUUCCCUGAAAGGUGGUUUGACGUCGUAUUCGUGCUCAGAACGAACACAACUGUCUUGUACGACCGUCUCGCUAACAGAGGCUACAGCGGAAAGAAGCUGAAGGACAAUAUAGAAUGUGAAAUUUUUCAAACUGCUCUUGAAGAGGCGAGAAACUCCUACCGGGAAGAAAUAGUGCAUGAGUUACAGAGUGACACUCUACCGCAGAUGACGACAAAUUUAAAUAAAAUACUUGACUGGCUGGAACAGUGGGAACUAGAGCGUGAGCUAAAUAAAUAGUGUACAUUUUUUCAAUUCUCGUUAUAUUUACAUUAUCUAAAAUAAAUCAAUUAAAAUAACAAUA
This is a messenger RNA of Wasmannia auropunctata (little fire ant), 977 nucleotides long. It is a transcript of the gene Ak6, whose product is annotated as adenylate kinase isoenzyme 6. The transcript is spliced from 4 exons. Lineage: Eukaryota; Metazoa; Arthropoda; Insecta; Hymenoptera; Formicidae. Gene Ontology annotation, molecular function: AMP kinase activity; ATP binding; ATP hydrolysis activity. The record is from RefSeq and is a predicted model, not a curated record. Gene Ontology annotation, cellular component: cytoplasm; nucleus. Bases 383 to 913 code for a protein of 176 amino acids.